CGGAGGCUCCUGAGAUGAUGUGAUCCAUGGAGUCGCUCUCUAUUCUUACAUCGCCUCGCCGUGGUGCAGGUACACCUGCAAGAGGCUACAGUGCCCGUUCCUCGGUGGAGCAACCAGCAGAAGAAGUACUCGUCGAUGACGAAGCCGAAGAUGUCAGCUCAGCUUUCAUGCUCAGAUUGGCCGUCGUAGCAGGCACAGGCGGACUCCUGUUCGGCAUAGAUACCGGCAUCAUCGCGUCUGUACUCGUCACAAUUGGGGAUGAUCUCGGCCAAGAGCUGUCAGAGGGCCAGCAAGAGAUGAUCGUGUCUGCGACCAUCUUUGGAGCCAUCCUGGGCUCACUGGCAGCAGGCUUGCUCAGCGAUUGGAUGGGAAGGAAGAAGACUGUACUGCUCGCAAGUGUAUUCUUCACGAUUGGAUCACUCGAGCAAGCCGCGUCCCAAGUCGUCAAAGAGCUUGUUCUGGGCAGGGUCAUCGUCGGCCUGGGCGUCGGUAUAGCCUCAAUGGUCAUUCCAGUCUACUUUGCCGAGCUUGCACCCGCACGGUUCAGAGGCCGACUUGUCUCUGCGCUCGUCGUACUCAUCACGGGCGGUCAAGUGCUCGCGUAUGUCAUUGGCGCUGCUUUUGCCAACGUACAACACGGAUGGCGAUGGAUGCUCGGCUUAUCUGCUGUGCCACCGAUACUCCAGCUGAUCAUGUCGUUCUCCCUGCCAGAGACGCCGAGAUAUCUGCUCAAGAUCGGUCAGCUUGCGCGUGUGCGACAGGUCCUAGCGAGCGUAUACCCAGCCCUGACCGAAGAUGACGUGCAAGCGAAAGUAGAUGCCAUGCGACUUGCCAUGGACAGUGAGUCCAGAGAAAAGCCAGGAACGAGAGAAGCGUUCAAGAGGCUCUGGAGUGAUUUGGCCAACCGCCGUGCUCUCAUUGUCGCCAUCGGUCUACAAUUCUUCCAGCAAGCGACAGGCUUCAAUACGCUACUAUACUACUCAGCUGUACUGCUCAAGUCUGCGGGCUUCGACAAGCCAGCUGCAAUGGCCAUCUUUAUCGCUCUAUCAAAUUGGAUAUGUACAAUGAUUGCUCUCCGACUCAUUGACAGAGUGGGCCGACGCACGAUGCUCUUGCGCACGCUAGCGAGCAUGACAGCGGGAGCUGCCCUGCUCGCAUUCAGUUUCAUCUUCAUCAACACUCACCAGGCCGUCGAUUUGCAAGCAAAGGGUGCAUCUGCCUGGGCCUACCUCGCGCUGAUAGGAAUGAUAUGGUUCUGCGCUUCUUAUGCGCUCGGUCUGGGCAACAUCCCAUGGCUCGUACAGAGCGAGAUCUUCGCUUACGAUGUCAGAGCGCUUGCUAAUUCGCUAGCCACAGCCACAAAUUGGAUCGCCAAUUUCGUCGUCGCUUCGACGUUCUUGCAUCUGACGGCUGCCAUCAGUCCAGCAGGCGCAUUCUUCCUGUUCGGCCUGUUGACCAUCUGUGCUCUCAUCUUCGUGUACCUGCUGCUGCCAGAGACUAGAGGUCUCGAUCUCGAAAGCUGUCGGAGACUCUUUGAUUCGAGCAGCACAGCGGACUAUACGGAAGUCGCAACGAGUUGAUGCUCAGUCUGCAAAUGUCAUGUUGCUUGUGCAAUUAUGCAAUCACAUCAUGUAUCAC
Molecule: messenger RNA, 1638 nt
Organism: Mixia osmundae IAM 14324
Lineage: Eukaryota; Fungi; Basidiomycota; Mixiomycetes; Mixiales; Mixiaceae
Exons: 4
Coding region: 27-1580 (517 amino acids)
Biological process (GO): transmembrane transport
Cellular component (GO): membrane
Molecular function (GO): myo-inositol:proton symporter activity
Source: RefSeq, a predicted model, not a curated record